ACACACACACAGCCAUACUUUUCUGCACACAACGCCAAGGGUAGGUAUGUAUUAAUACAAAGCGCGCUCAAAGAACAAAAGAGAACGAAUACAGAGAGACAGUGAGAGAGAGCGCAAGAGCAACAUUGAAAAAAAUCUGCUGCCAGCGGCGUCGGUGGAUUUAUUUGGCUCGCAAUGCUGCGCCGCAGUUUUUGUUGUUAAUUUGUACUCUACACUCCACUUAAUUUUUAAAAGAAAAGCAAGCUGAAACAAAUACAAACUGGGUAGUGAGUGUUUAAGUUGUUAAAAAUGGCCAAUGUUCCGGUGCCGAUGCCGUCAGUGCUGAAAACAGCAAAAAAAACAAAUGGAGACUCCGUCGCGGUGGCUGCGUCGUCGACUGCGGCGGCAGCGUUGGGUGACAACGAAGACUCGGAAGAGUCCGAGUUGGAGGAAGAUGACGAUUUGCUUGAUGAUCCCGACGAUGUCGUUCUGCAAAUUGACAGCGAAGACGAGGCCGAAUUGGAGGCCCAGCGCAUACGCUUGGUUGAUAUGAAAGCAGCGGCUGCGGCAGCGGCAGCGGCAGCAGAGACAGCAGCAACACCAACAAAGUCGCAGGUCAGUAACGGUAAUCAGCAGAAGCAGCAGCAUCAGCAGCAGCAUCAAACGAAUGACAAAGCAGCGUCCCGAAAACCUCGUGGACGUCCUCCUGGAACUGGCAACAAAAAAAAACAGAAAACAUCGAGCAGCCCCCAGGCCUCCACAGCAUCAUCCCUGGUCGCCGCUCAGGUUUUGGCAGAUGAGAAGUCGUAUCGCUUCUUCUACAGUUGUACGCGCUGCUGCAACCACUACGGCGACGGACUGUCUCUCUCCCGGCACUUCCAGAAGGAGCACUCAGAGCAGGACUGCCAUCAGGUCAAGCGCAAGCGUGGCAGAAGCAAAGUUUCCCCUAGUGGAAUAGAGUCAACGCCUCCUCUCACUCUGUCCACCUUGAAUGUAGGCUGUUUGAAGCCUUGUGCCCAGCUGCUCAUACAAGGGGAAUCCCUGUUGCAGCUUUGCCUGGCCUGCAACUCCCAGUUUGUGGAUGUGAAACACUUUCAGCAUCAUCUGAGCGAGCAGCAUGGCUUCUUCAAGUUGAUCGUGCCUAAGGAGGAGCCCACUGAGGUGCCACCCACAGCUAUGGUGACCAUACCUGCUGCUAUAGCCAUGAGCAAGUCCAGUCAGCAGCUUCAGUUGCCCAUCCCAGCACCGGACACCCCACCGCCCGAACAGGAUGGCAAGGAACCGUCGGGGACUGGCUCGUGCACCGAUAAAGAUGAUCUCGAUAUAAUAAACGCCAUGGUAGCCAAAAUGGCAGCCGAGAGGGGCAAGCCGAACUGCGCUCCCAAGGUCAACAAGAUGAUUAUUAAGCUGCCAGAUGUGGCCAAGCGGGUCAAAAAAUGUAAGGAUCAGGAGGUAAAGACUCAACAAAAGGAAAGAGAGCACGAAACGCCAGAAAACGUGGAGAAACCAGAAAAAAAGAAUCAGGAGAAGCCAGACCAAGCAGUGCCAGAUCCGCUGCAGCGUCCAGAGGAGCCCACUAACCCACCCAAGCGGAAGCGUGCUUGCAAACAAUUAUCACCGUCGCCCUCGGAGACAGAGAAAGAGAUCAAAAAAGAGACGGAGCCAAGCGAGCGACGCAUGCGCAAGACUCGAAACUUUGUCGACUAUGUGAUGGAUGUGAAGGAUGAGGAAGACGAAGACGAAAACGAAGAGGAGUCUGAGGGCUCCUCUGCCACAGUUUCGCCGCAUAACAGCUCGAGCGACGAGAGCCUGGCGUCGAUUAAACGGGAGUCAAUAGAGGAGUCUCAGAGCACUGGUAGACCCAUACACACUUGUAACUUUUGCGGCAAGACCUUUCAGCGCUUCUCACGCAUGCAAGAUCAUCUGCGAAUCCACACGGGCGAGAAACCCUUCAUUUGCAAUCAUUGCGGAAGAGCUUUUCGGUUGAAGAUGCGUCUCGCAGAGCAUAAGCUGCGUCAUCGUACUGAGAAGGCCUACCAAUGCGAGAUCUGUUCUAUGCCCUUGGCCACCAAACAAGAUCUAUCACUGCAUAUGCGUCAUCAUAAGAACGACAGGCGGUACAAGUGCGACAAAUGUGACAAAGGCUUUGUGCGAAGCUCCGACUUGGCCAUCCAUGUGAGAAUUCACACCGGAGAAAAGCCCUAUGCUUGUGAUCUGUGCGGCAAGGCCUUCCGAGCUCGUCAGAAUCUUGUGGUUCACCGACGUACUCAUUUAGGCGACAAGCCGGUACAGUGUGAGCUCUGCGACAAACGGUUCGCAAGGAAGAUUGACAUGCGAGUGCACAUGCGCAGGCAUACAGGCGAAAAACCCUUUAACUGCGAGUCUUGUCAGCGUGGCUACUCCUCACGUGUGAAUCUUCAGCGUCAUCAAGAGCGCGAGCAUGGCAAAGGCUCGCAGAAGCCAGAACGGACAAAGACGGGACAAGGAAAAGAGGCCAAGCCGGAGGAGGGAAACGAAUCCAUCCCUGAGAAAGAAGCAGAAUCUAAGACAGAGAAACGAACAGAACCCAAAGACAAAGCUAAUCUGCGCCGUCCGCGGCGUGAGAAGUUGCAGAAAAAGAUCGCUGCCCAGGAAAAGCUACUGAAUGAUCUGAAGCGCAGCCUAAGGUCCUUGCCGGACAUACCCGAAGAGUCUUCCACAGGGAAGAACGAAUUGGACAUGUCUAAAUUUCCAGCCGAUGCCGGGGCUGGCUGUGUCCCUCCCGCUCAGGUGUCAGUCACAGUCUCCAUGCAAGUGGAGGCCGCAGCUAAUGUGGAAGACGAUGAGAUCACGCCGGAGAAAGAGAAUGCUUUGUCCAGCGGCUCUCCGGUCGAUGGCAAGUCCAAGACCAAUCGAAAGAUUACGAGUUACUUUACCGUCGUUGGCCAGAAGGCGGAGAUGAAUAACCUAAAGACUUAAGAUCAGGAUCAGCUACUCUUACUCAUUACUUUAAGAUGCCACUGUACUUGGAAGUUGCGGAUAAGUUUCCCUAGCGUAGCGUACACCUCGCAAUGUGUAUUUUUUGGAUUUGCAAUGCAAUUUGCAGCAGGGAUUAAGUAUUCUUUUUAUACCAUUUAUUCAUAACUAUUAACGUGAAGUGAAAAUUGAAUUAUUAUAAUUUUGUGGUUUGAAGGAAGAGAAGCCCAAAAAGCACAUAUUCGACGUUGUGAAGUAACAUAUAAUCCUCGAGAACAAGAAAAGACUACUUUUAAAAAGAAUAAUGAUAUUUGAUAUGAAAAACAAGCAAGAGACUGCAGAGUAUAUUUUUUAUACAUAAAUACAACUAUAUUUACAUAGACGGAGCAACUUUUGUGAACAAACGUAAAAUUUAAAAUAUCAAUAGAUUAUCUUAUAAGCAAACAAAUCAUGAAAAAUGUUCGCAAACUCUCAAGGAAAUUAGAGUAGCUUUGACGAACUUUGACUGUAAAUAACUGAAAUAUCACGAAAAUCCUUCGCAGGCACUACUGUCUCAACGAAGAGUCUAUACUGAAGAAGUUACCAUUUCGUUCAAUCUUAUCGUGUUACUCUAUUCACUGAAUACUAGAUGUGUAAGCAAAUGCGAACAGUACCCCAUAGCUAUCACUCGAUUUGUCAAUCGAACAAACAGAAUGGAAUUUUUUGAAUUGCAUACUAAAAUUGGCUACACAAGUCAUUGAACAUUCAAUUGAAAUAUGCGCACUUAACAACUAAAUAUACUCAUAUUCCAAAACAAAUACAAUUUAAAUGUAAUCAUAUUAUUCGUAAAUAUAAGCCACCAAAAUCGAUUCGGGAGAACGUUCGUUUCCCCGAACAACCCUCAGAUCUAUCUCAGAAGAAUAUUUACUGUAUUUAUUUUACAUGCAUUUAUCUCACGAUAUUUACUUAAUUUCUCGAAUUAUAAGUUAAGUGAAAAAGACGAUGAACAAAGAGUCGAAAAGGUUUUGCUUGAACGGUUUUUUUUUUUAAAUUUAAUUUGAAGACAUUUAUUUUGUCCACUUACUUUAUAGAAUCUACUAUAGAACUUCUCAUUCUUUAGUAACUAAGAGAGUUCCCUGAAUAUACGAUAUUUUUAUAAUUUA
Drosophila miranda is the source of this 4076-nucleotide messenger RNA. Its product is annotated as zinc finger and BTB domain-containing protein 49. The transcript has 3 exons. The record is from RefSeq and is a predicted model, not a curated record. Bases 289 to 2937 code for a protein of 882 amino acids. NCBI's taxonomy places the organism in Eukaryota, Metazoa, Arthropoda, Insecta, Diptera, Drosophilidae.